AUGAAAAAUGUCAGUAUGAUUACUGAGUUUGUCCUCCUGGGAUUAUCCAGUGACCCCCAGAUCCAGACCAUGCUCUUCGUGCUGUUCCUGGGGAUUUACCUCCUGACCCUGGUGGGGAAUCUGGUGGUGAUCCUGGUGAUCAGGGUUGAACCCCGCCUCCACACACCCAUGUACUUCUUCCUUGGACACCUAUCCUUCCUGGAUCUCAGUUUCUCCUCAGUCACUGUGCCCAAGAUGCUACAGAACUUCUUAUCUCAGAAUAAAAGCAUCUCAAUGUGGGGAUGCAUCACUCAGAGCUUCUUUUUCACUCUCUCUGGGGGAACAGAAGCUUGUCUGCUCUCUGCCAUGGCCUAUGACCGCUAUGCUGCUAUCUGCCACCCUCUGGUCUACACCAUGCUCAUAAACAGACCUCUCUGUAUUGUGAUUGUGAGCAUAGCGUGGGCAGUGGGAUUUCUGAUUUCCUUGCUGAAUAGUCUCUUCAUCCACAAGUUGUAUUUCUGCGGGUCCAACAUCAUCCUCCACUUCAGCUGUGAGCUACCUCCUCUCUUUCCUCUGUCCUGUACCGAUCCCAUUGUCAAUGAGAUUCUUCUUGCGGUGUCCUGUGCAUUUCUAGGGCUGCUGACGCUUCCCCUGAUCCUCUUCUCUUACUCCAGAAUCAUUUCUGCCAUUCUGAACAUCCGCUCCUCUGAGGGCCAAGCCAAAGCCUUCUCCACCUGCUCCUCCCACCUCACCGUGGUGCUCUUGUUCUAUGGGACGGCUCUAUUCAGGUACAUCAGCCCUGCCUCAGGCUCAGUGUUGGAGCGCGUGGUCUCCAUUCAGUACAGUGUGAUCACAUCCUUGCUGAACCCCCUCAUCUACAGCCUCAAGAACCAGGAGGUGAAGGCUGCUCUGCAGAGGAUGCUGAAGCAACAAAAGUGUGCCUCAUGGUACAAUAAAAGCUGUGUGAUUCUGCUCAGGAAAUAG
Messenger RNA from Prionailurus viverrinus (fishing cat), 963 nucleotides. RefSeq names its product olfactory receptor 8S1-like. Gene Ontology annotation, cellular component: membrane. Bases 1 to 963 code for a protein of 320 amino acids. NCBI's taxonomy places the organism in Eukaryota, Metazoa, Chordata, Mammalia, Carnivora, Felidae. The transcript has a single exon. Gene Ontology annotation, biological process: G protein-coupled receptor signaling pathway. The record is from RefSeq and is a predicted model, not a curated record. Gene Ontology annotation, molecular function: G protein-coupled receptor activity; olfactory receptor activity.